GAAUACGGGUGGUAAAAGUAUCCGACACGUGGGGGUUGAGAACAGGGCUACCUGCAGUGGUCAGUAGGUCUGUAUACUAUACUGUACUGACUAUACAGUAGUGAGCUGCCCUGUCAGCUUCAUACCUCACCAACUCACCUGGUCACUGAGCAACUGGAAGGAUCAUGUCAGUCUUACGGUUCUACAGGAGGGCAGACGCAGAAGGUGGACGGAGCCUGCAAAGGGUCAAACAGCUUUAUCCACAGAUCACCAUAACCACUGAACUCUGCUACAAUGUGGAAGUGAACGGUUCUGACUGUGUGAGUGGAGAGCAGAAGGAUGUCCUGCGCUGGUUAUUUACUCCACCUCAAUGCUCAGGGCUGUCUGAUGAACCCAGUCUCCGAGCGACGAUACCAGGAGAGAGCCUGGUGGAGAUUGGCCCCAGGCUAAACUUCUCCACUGCGUGGUCCACAAAUGCCGUGUCCAUCUGCCAGAGUGCAGGCCUGAGUCAGGUGACCAGGGUGGAGCUUUCUCGCAGGCAUCUUAUUAAGGAUGAACUGGAUGAGCUGAAGAAAGAUAAUGAGAUGGAGAAGUUAAUCAGUCUCUUGUACGAUAGCAUGACUGAGUGUGUCUACACCAAACCCAUCACAUCUUUCUCUGUGGACGUCCGGCCUCAGGAAGUGUUUGAGGUCGACAUUUUAGGAAAAGGUCGUGCUGCGUUGGAAAGGGCCAACGAUGAUCUUGGACUAGCCUUCGACUCCUGGGAUCUGGACUACUACACAGCAUUGUUCCAGAGGGUGAAGAGAAACCCAACUAGUGUUGAAUGCUUUGACCUGGCUCAGUCCAACAGUGAGCACAGUCGCCACUGGUUCUUCCGAGGCCGGAUGGUGAUUGAUGGCCAGGAGCAGAAGGACACUCUGUUCAGCCUCAUUAUGGGAACCCAGCAGCACAGCAAUCAGAACAACGUCAUCAAGUUCUGUGAUAACAGCAGUGGUAUUAAAGGCAUGGAGCUGGAGUGCAUGUUCCCAUCAGAUCCUGCGCAGGCCAGCUGUUAUAAGACCAGACACACCACCAGACACGUCAUCUUCACUGCAGAAACACACAACUUCCCCACAGGGGUUGCUCCUUUCAGUGGCGCUACCACUGGUACCGGCGGGCGAAUCAGAGAUGUACAGAGUGCAGGUCGAGGUGGACACGUGAUUGCAGGGACUGCUGGGUAUUGCUUUGGCAACCUCCACAUCCCAGGUUUUGCUCUUCCGUGGGAGGAAGGUGAUUGGGAGUACCCUUCCAGCUUUGCCCCUCCUUUGCAGGUGGCUAUUGAGGCCAGUGAUGGAGCUUCAGACUAUGGAAACAAGUUUGGGGAGCCGGUGCUGGCAGGCUUUGCUCGGUCCUUUGGAAUGCGCUUGGCCAAUGGUGAGCGUCGAGAGUGGAUUAAGCCAAUCAUGUUCAGCGGUGGACUGGGAUCCAUUGAGGAGGAGCAUGUGAAGAAAGAGGAGGCGGAGUCAGGUAUGGAGGUGGUGAAAAUUGGUGGACCUGUGUAUAGGAUUGGUGUAGGGGGAGGAGCUGCGUCCUCUGUACAGGUACAAGGUGAUAAUUCCAGCGAUCGUGAUUUGGGUGCAGUACAGAGAGGAGACGCUGAAAUGGAGCAGAAGAUGAAUCGAGCUCUGAGGGCCUGUCUGGAAAGAGCUGCAGGAAACCCUAUCUGCAGUAUCCAUGACCAGGGCGCAGGAGGCAAUGGAAAUGUGUUGAAAGAGCUGAGUGAGCCCGCUGGAGCCGUCAUCUACACCAGCAAAUUUAAAAGAGGUGAUCCAACCCUCAGUGUUUUGGAGUUGUGGGGGGCGGAGUAUCAGGAGAGUAACGCUCUGUUGCUCCGCCCAUCUGACCGGAGUUUUCUAGAAAGGGUGUGUCGGAGAGAGAAAUGCCCUGUUGAUUUUGUGGGCAACAUUACAGGUGAUAGAAAGAUUGUUCUUGUGGAUGAUCUCUCUAACACCGGCAGCGCUGGGAUUGGUGGGCGGAACCCUGUGGAUUUGGAACUUGAUUGGGUUUUGGGAAAGAUGCCUCAGAAGGAGUUCAGGCUGGACCAUGUUCCCUCCUGUCUGCAGCCUCUGUCUCUCCCUCCGGGACUUUCUGUUAUGCCUGUUCUUGAGAGAGUUCUUCGACUGCCUGCUGUGGCCAGCAAACGCUAUCUCACCAACAAGGUGGAUCGCUCUGUGACUGGAUUGGUGGCACAGCAGCAGUGUGUAGGACCUCUCCACACCCCACUGGCUGAUGUGGCUGUGGUCGCUCUAUCACCCUUCAGCCUCCAGGGUUCUGCUACCGCCAUUGGAGAGCAGCCUAUUAAAGGUCUGGUUUCCCCAGCGGUUGGAGCUCGAAUGGCUGUGGGCGAGGCUCUCACCAAUCUGGUGUUUGCACGUGUCACUGAUCUCAAGGAUGUAAAGUGCAGCGGGAACUGGAUGUGGGCGGCGAAGUUGCCAGGUGAAGGGGCAUGUCUUUGGGAGGCGUGUCAGGCUAUGUGCAAGGUCAUGGGUCAGUUGGGCAUCGCUGUAGAUGGGGGAAAGGACUCGCUCAGCAUGGCUGCUCGUGUUGGCGGAGAAACUGUCAAAGCACCAGGUUCUUUGGUCAUCUCUGUGUAUGCUGUGUGUCCUGAUAUCACUGCUACUGUAACACCUGACCUGGAUGACCCAGAAGGCAAAGGUGUGUUGCUGUAUGUUCCUGUGAGUGUUGGUAAAUACAGGCUGGGUGGCUCUGCUCUUGCUCAGUGUUAUGGUCAGCUGGGAGACUGCAGUCCAGAUCUGGAUCAUCCUGACCUUCUCUCAGCCUGCUUCAACACCACCCAGACACUCAUCCAUGAUCGUCUGCUGAGUGCAGGACAUGAUGUCAGCGAUGGAGGUCUCAUUUCCUGUCUGCUGGAGAUGGCCUUUGCAGGAAAUCGUGGGAUAGAUGUUGACUUGCCUUUUGAUGGAGUUGGAGUGAUGGAGGCUUUGUUCUCGGAGGAGUUGGGUCUGGUGUUGGAGGUGUGUGAGAGUGAUGUGGAACGUGUGCGUGAGCGCUACACACACGCCGGGGUGCACUGCUACAAGAUUGGUACCACGUGUGGUUUCGGACCUGACUCUAUGGUCAGGGUAAGCUUGUGCGGACAGGAUGUGCUGUAUGAGUGUCUCCCCACUCUCAGGGCGUUAUGGGAGAGCACAAGCUUCCAGCUGGAACGUCUGCAGGCCAAUCCACUGUGCGUACAGCAGGAAGAGCAGGGGCUAUCCAUCCGCAUGCAGCCUUACCUCAAGCUGGCGUUUGACCCUGCUGAAACACCCAGAGCAAAAGAGCUAGCUGUGGGCAAGCCUCGUGUUGCAGUCAUCCGUGAAGAGGGCAGCAAUGGUGAUCGAGAGAUGUCCGUCUCGCUGUAUAUGGCUGGAUUUGAGGUGUGGGAUAUGACGAUGCAGGACCUGUGCUCUGGCUCCACCACGCUUGACCCUUUCCGAGCUGUUGUGUUUGUGGGUGGUUUUAGUUAUGCUGAUGUGCUGGGAUCAGCCAAAGGCUGGGCAGCUACUGUCACCUUUAACCCCAAAGCCCGGGAGGAGUUUGAGCGUUUCCGGCAUCGUAAUGACACCCUCAGUCUCGGGGUGUGUAACGGCUGUCAGCUCCUGGCUCUGCUGGGUUGGGUGGGUGGAGCUCAGGAUGGAGGCUCGGAGGUGGCCUUGACCCAUAAUAAGUCCGGUCGGUUUGAGUCGCGCUUUGUGAGUGUCGGCGUCCUGCCUUCUCCGGCCAUUAUGCUGAAAGGCAUGGAGGGAUCUGCCCUGGGUGUGUGGGUUGCGCAUGGAGAAGGUCUGAUGCAGUUCUGCUCGCCUGAAGCACAGCAGAAGCUGAUCAGUGCGUCUCUCGCACCCCUGCGCUAUGUAGACGACUCCGGAGCCCCUACCGAGACCUACCCCAUGAAUCCAAAUGGCUCUGCUCUGGGUAUAGCGGGUAUCUGCUCACCUGACGGCCGCCACCUGGCCAUGAUGCCCCACCCAGAGCGCACGGUGCUGGGCUGGCAGUGGGCUUGGGCACCUGGGCCUCUCAGAGCCUCACUGCGGGCCUCACCUUGGCUCCGCAUGUUCCACAACGGUGCCGUGUGGUGUCAGAGCGAUGGGUUGUCAUCAUAGCGGUUAUGAUUAUGGAAAUGUCUACCCGCACUGUUACAUCUGAGAAAGAAUCCUGGUUAUUAGUAUGUUGGAUUGAGGAGUUAGAUUUACAUUUUUUUUUAUUCAAACAUAAUUAACAAACUGAAGAUGGCUGCGCCCUAAGUAAAACACUAGAUUUUUGGCAUUAUUGUAGCUAACCUGUGGCUUUAAAAUUGUGAUAAGGAAUUCCUUUUGCACAAUCGUGAAGGCAAGUCUUCUGUCACUCAUCAGCCAAUCAUAGGCAUCUGUGAGCUCAAGUAUGUGGAAGAUGGUAGACAGCGCUUUCCUCAGAGUGUGUUAUGCUACGCUGUGACACGGCAUGUGUUAGAGGAAGCAUGUGUUAGUCUUCACCCUCUCUGGAUGGUAGUUGAUGUAUAUCAGGGGAGAGCUUGCUGGUGGAUAGAAACUGACAGUUAAUGAAAAUCGUCUGAAAAUUAAUAAUAAAAGGAAAAAACAAAGAUACAAAAGAAAAGAUUUUGAGGCUACUAUGAUGUUUUGUGUUUAUUUGACAGGAGCCAGUCAUAGGGACCAAACUGUGUUAAAUGUACAUGUGAUUUUGAUUGAUUUAAAUCUCUUAUUGUUAUGUCAGUAUGUGAUAUUAUGUCAGUAUUGUAACCUUAUACAGUGUCUCAAAGCAUCUAAUCUUUCCCCUUCCUUCAGUCUGUGGUUCUGGGUCAUUUUUGUGUCAAGUUGUGUAAAUCCAUCCACCAAUGCACAUUUACAGAUGGAGAGUUUAGAUGAUGGCAAUAAUAAGGAGCACAGAAUUAUCUAAACAGCCCUGACACACAACAGUAAUCCUGUUUUAAAGAGACUUAAUGUUCCAAAACUGCUGUAAUCAAGAACGAGUUAGAAAAAAGUAGGGAUGCGAGGAUUUAUGUUUUAUCUAUCUCCCAGUUAUAUACUCCAGUGUCAUGAAAUGGGCAAAAGGACAAUUGUGCAUAUAAUCACAUUAUUCUGAUAAGAAUUAAAGGCUUAUGUUUGUGUGUGUGUGUGUGUGUGUGUGUGUGUGUGUGUGUGUGUGUGAUGUUCACCAUCUUUUAAAUAUUCACCAGUCUGUUAAUGGAAAAGAAUGAAAGUAGAAAAAUACUUUAUUAUAUUACAUCAGAAGUGUAUCAGUGAGGAAAAGGAAAAUUAUGAACAGCUAUUAAUAAACCAAUAAAUGAAAGCAUAUCACACACAAGAUCCACACUAAGCGUAUGCUGUGUGUAAACUAUUCAGUCAUAUGCUGUUAAGCGUCACUCAGUCUUUCCUCAUG
Molecule: messenger RNA, 5391 nt
Organism: Hemibagrus wyckioides
Lineage: Eukaryota; Metazoa; Chordata; Actinopteri; Siluriformes; Bagridae
Gene: pfas
Product: phosphoribosylformylglycinamidine synthase
Exons: 29
Coding region: 165-4118 (1317 amino acids)
Biological process (GO): 'de novo' IMP biosynthetic process
Molecular function (GO): phosphoribosylformylglycinamidine synthase activity
Source: RefSeq, a predicted model, not a curated record